Molecule: messenger RNA, 1413 nt
Organism: Magallana angulata
Lineage: Eukaryota; Metazoa; Mollusca; Bivalvia; Ostreida; Ostreidae
Exons: 1
Coding region: 318-1274 (318 amino acids)
Source: RefSeq, a predicted model, not a curated record
GCCAUUCAUUGACUCAGGUAAAUGUUAUGUGUCAAGUUUAAACAGCACUGUACACCGCUGUGUGUAAGACGAACGGGCCUGUUGACUUUGGACGCAUACCUUUGUAUUUUAUUUUAUGCAUAAGAAAUGGGCUGGAGAUAAGUUGCUAUUAGUCAUAUUAUCUUGUGUGUUCGUCGUUUUACGUUCGGCUCCAGUGAAGUGGAUGUGUGUAGACUCCUGUAUAACAGCUGUAUACAGGUAUAAGGUGUCAGUCAUUACCAGGUGGGUCCGGAAGUGUGAAGUGAAAUAUUUUGACAAUUUAAAUUACUGGAAUCAAAAUGUCGGAUCUUGACUCUGCUUUGGAGAAUCAAAACAAGAACGAAGAGUGUGUGAUACCGGAGAAUAUGAACACCGACUUUGCCGAAGCCGUAAAUCGAUUGGACGAAAUGAAGAUUGAGGAAGAUUUGGAGAUAUCAGAGGUGACUAAAAAUGACGAAGACCACGAGGAAGACGUUUCUGAUACACUGUCACAGGGGGCCCAGUCUUCGUCUUCUGAGGUCGCCGAGGACAAGGGAAGUGUGUGUAGUGGACAGGAGGGGUCUCCGGACGGUACUAAAUUAAAGAGCACACCCAAAAAGGAAUCAUCUGUAAAGGACAAAAAGCGGGGAGGAUCGGUAUUGGCCAAACUUAAGAAACUGACUAAAUUUGACAAAACCAAAAAUACGCCAUUGCCCACACCGUCCUCCAAGUUCCACACCAUCCGAGUUGACAAACUGCCACAGAUCUUCGUGGCCAAGUAUCUCGGGAAGAAAGAAGUGAAGGGCUUGUUCGGGCUCCAUCACGUUCGGAAACCUGUUGAUGAGCUGGUCAGGGUGGUUAAGGACGGGUUGUUGGCGAAUGAGAAGGUGGAGCUGCCGCUCACGUACGUGGUUAUUUCCGGUCGGGGGAUAGACAUCAGGGAGCACAAAUCAAACACUGUCAAAGACCAAACCUUGACUUACGGACUUAUCCCUAUUGAUUUCAUUUCCUACGGCGUCCAGGAUCUCAAAUAUUGGAAAGUGUUUACGUUUAUUGUGGUGAAUCAGCUUUCGUCAAGGACCAAAGAGACAGAAUGCCACGCGUAUCUGUGCGAUUCUGCGGCAAAUUGCCGACGGAUGGCGCUCUCGCUUGGCGCCUCGUUCAGUGUGUACAAACAGAAACUGGCCACUCAAGGAAAGGCACACAACUUUCAGGUGGAGCUGAGGCCACCAGAUGAACUAGCCGGUGAAUUUGGAAAAGAUGAUUGUGAAGCUUAAUUUAAUCAAUUUAUUAUAACAUAUUAACUUUAUAUAUGUGUUCAGGGUUAAGUUGUUGCAGUUAUGCAGUUUGCUUGCCAAUUUUUUGUUACAUGAAUACUGCAUAAUCGGCAUAUAGAGAAGUUAAAUUUUGAUUUAA